CUCGCGAGGCGCUCGGGGGGCGCAGGCCGGGGCUGGCCCGAGGAAUCUGAUCUCAGAAGGCCCGGUGUGCAGAGGCCAUGGGUUUGUCUGCAUCCUCCCCGGCUGCUGCAGAGCAGCCACCAAAUGCAUCCAGGCAAUAUCAGACAGCAUCUCCACCUUCAGAAUGUCCCAUGCAUCAGGAAAAAAUGAGCGGUUGUCCAAUGCACAUGAAGACUGCUGAUCAUAGACCUGAGAACACAGAUGAUGUUCCUGCACAUCAGGAAAGAGCUUACGAGUUUGUAGCAUGUCCUGUGAAGUCUGGUGCAUCUCAAAUGAAAGAUGACAUAGAUCCCAGCAAUAUGAUGCCUCCUCCUAAUCAGCAGCCAUCCCCAGGUCAACCAUUCCCAUUGUCAACUGUUAGAGAAGAAUCUUCCAUUCCUAGAGCACAUUCUGACAAGAAAUGGGUCUACCCUUCAGAGCAAAUGUUCUGGAAUGCUAUGCUGAGAAAAGGGUGGAGGUGGAAAGAUGAUGACAUAACAAGUGAAGACAUGACCAACAUUAUUAAGAUUCAUAAUCAAAAUAAUGAGCAAGCUUGGAAGGAGAUUUUGAAGUGGGAAGCUCUACAUGCGAUGGAAUGUCCAUGUGGGCCUGCACUGAUGCGGUUUGGAGGCAAAGCAAAGGAGUACUCACCAAGAGCCAGAAUACGUUCAUGGAUGGGGUACGAGCUGCCCUUCGAUCGCCAUGACUGGAUAGUUGACCGCUGUGGGAAGGAAGUGCGCUACGUGAUCGAUUACUACGACGGCGGAGCAGUGGACAAGAACUACCAGUUCACCAUCCUGGACGUGCGCCCUGCGCUCGACUCGCUCUCGGCCGUCUGGGACAGAGUGAAGGUGGCCUGGUGGCGCUGGACGUCCUGACUGCACCUGUGGUGUGUACUCGGAAAGUUACCACUUUCCUCUAGGCGAUGGACGUGGGAAUAUCAGGACUUGAGAUAGAAAUUUGCUGCAGCUGUCAUUGCUUUCAU
Molecule: messenger RNA, 1003 nt
Organism: Cinclus cinclus
Lineage: Eukaryota; Metazoa; Chordata; Aves; Passeriformes; Cinclidae
Product: holocytochrome c-type synthase
Exons: 7
Coding region: 78-896 (272 amino acids)
Biological process (GO): cytochrome c-heme linkage
Cellular component (GO): mitochondrion
Molecular function (GO): holocytochrome-c synthase activity
Source: RefSeq, a predicted model, not a curated record